AUGGAAAACGAACCACAAUUCAAGUACAUCGAUAUUGGCAUCAACCUCACAGAUCCUAUAUUUCGCGGUGUGCAUCAUGGAGCCCAAAGACACGAAGAUGACUUCGAGGACGUCAUCCAGCGUGGUUUAGACGCAGGUUGCAAAAAGUUCAUGGUCACAGGUUCGGACCUAAAAGAGUCGGAAAACGCUCUCGAGAUAGCCAAAGCACAUCCCGGUCUUUGCUACGCAACUGUGGGAGUUCAUCCCUGCUCGGCAAAACACUUCGAUUCUCACCCUGAAGGUGCCGACGCCCUCCUGGCCUCACUGAAAAACCUUGCCCUAUCAGGUAAACAGACUGGUCAUGCUGUCGCUUUCGGCGAAUUUGGCCUUGACUACGACCGCCUUUUUCUGACGUCAAAAGAGCAGCAGCUCAAAUAUUUCGAAGCGCAGCUCCAAAUUGCCGUCGAAGUCCAGCUCCCGCUAUUCUUACAUUCUCGCGCAGCAGCUGAAGAUUUUGCGCGAUUGCUAGGUGCCCGGUUGGAGGAGCUGCCGAAGAGGGGCCUUGUACACUCUUUUACGGGCACGGUGGAGGAAAUGCAGAGGAUUGUAGACAUGGGAUUCGACGUUGGUGUGAAUGGGUGUAGCAUGAAAACGGAGAAGAACAUCGAAGUAGUUCGCGCCGUGCCGUUGUCGCAUCUACAAAUCGAGACGGAUGGACCGUGGUGCGAAAUGCGGCCCUCUCACGCUUCAGCGAAGUAUCUCAAGGAUGCACCACCGCUCCCGAAGGCGGUCAAGAAGGACAAAUUCGUCAAGGGCGCUAUGGUCAAGGGGAGGAAUGAGCCUGCUACUAUUCCGCACGUAGCAUACGCGAUUGCAAAGAUCAAGGACGUUAGUGUGGAGGAGGUUUGCGAAGCGGCCUGGCGCAAUUCCAUCGAGAUGUUUGGAUUGGGGGAGUAA
Didymosphaeria variabile is the source of this 936-nucleotide messenger RNA. RefSeq lists its product as uncharacterized. The transcript is spliced from 5 exons. Lineage: Eukaryota; Fungi; Ascomycota; Dothideomycetes; Pleosporales; Didymosphaeriaceae. The coding region runs from base 1 to 936 and encodes 311 amino acids. Gene Ontology annotation, cellular component: cytosol. Gene Ontology annotation, molecular function: 3'-5'-DNA exonuclease activity. The record is from RefSeq and is a predicted model, not a curated record.